UCCACAGCCUUGUGGGAAACGAGCCAACAGUUUGUAUUUUGUUUGUAGUUUCGUGCAGUGCAGGAGAACUGGGUUGCUGAUUAAUUUCAUGCCAGAAAAAUGUUGUGUUCCUGGUUGCAACAGCAACUACAAAUCCAGCAAGGAAGAGGGUUACAUCUCAGUGUUCAGAUUCCCUACUGAAGAGGAAAACAGAAAACGGUGGUCAAGAAAUAUCCCCAGAAAGGACUGGACUCCAUCAAAUAGAAGUGUCGUUUGCAUUAAACAUUUUGAAGAAUGUGAUGUAUCAAGAGUGGAGAUUUACAAGGACUCUGAUGGGAACUGUCACGAGUUUCCUCGUCAAAGGCCAUUGCUUUUACCAGAAGCUGUGCCAAAAAUAUUCCCUGGGUUACCAUCGUAUUUAAAUAAGGUGCAGCCUCCAAGAAGGUGUGACCCAGAAAUAAGAAGGAAGCGUGCACGCCAUGAAGAGGAGGAGAAGAAUGAAGCCAUGCUAAAUGAGGACAUUAUUGCAAAUUUUCAAUGUUUGUGUGCUGAGUACCAGGAUAGAAUAAACAGUGUAGGAAAGUGGAGUGUUAGUGUUAAAGAGAAUAAGAUAUUCUUUUAUACUAUAGAUUUUUCUGAAGACAUUCCUCAGGUCAAAGCGAGUAUGGAAAUUAAUGACAAACUCAUUUCAAGUGUGUGUGUGAAUGGUUUCAUUCUGUCACAUGAGCAGCUCAGCUGGAUUUUACCUUCCUCACUAAGAGUAACCAAAUUGAAAAUAUUUUGAGUAGAGUUAUCAACUGUGAUAGCUACACACCCACCUUUAGUUCUCUUUUAAAUGAAUUAAAGAAUAUUGUAAAGAAACUUACUCUGCAUUCAGAAGCUAAUCCAAAUUGCUGUGCCACACUCUUGUUUCUGUUGGAACAGAUAGAUUUGUUGGCAAUGAAUAAGCGGACAUAUUCGGUUGAUAUGAUGAUGCAUGCAUUUAUCAUCUACAACCAAUCUCCAGCAUGCUAUGCAGCACUCCGGUCAAGUGGAUUGCUUACCUUACCACAUGUGAAACACAUUCAGCAGCUUUCAUCUUCACUGAAGAUUUGUCCAACCAAUAAAUCACAAAAUGCCCAUUUUCUUGAAAUUGUUGUGGAUAAAUUAGAUGAGAGAGAAAAAUUUGUAAUUCUGCAAGGGGAUGAAAUUUAUGUUAGCCAUGUAUUCAGUUUAAAGGGGGGAAACUCCAUGGAUAUGCAGAAAAUAAUGCCCCAUCUGAGGCAAGAACUGUGCUUGCCUUUCUCACAUCAUCUUUAUAUGGCAGUUUCAAAGAAGUUGUUCAUUUGGUUCCUGUCAAACAGUUGUCAGGCUCAGAUCUCCAUAAAUUAACACUUAAUGUGUUGCAGUUUCUUUCCUCAUGUUGUCUGACUGUUGUUAUUAUACCUGAUAACAACAGAAUUGAUAGGAAUAUGUUUUCACUGUUGGUAAAAAAUUCCAGCAGCCCAUAUUCCUUUCUGUCAUGUGGUUCCCCUGUAUUUGUAAUGUUUGACACAGUUCAUUUGUUAAAAAGUAUUAGGAACAACUGGUUGAACCAGAGGGACAGUGACAGAACAUUUAAAUUUCCCCAUUUUGACUCAACAUCCAAUGAUCUGCUAAUGGCAAAAUUUUCAGAUAUUGAGAACCUAUACAAAAAGGAACUCGACCAGCUUUUGAAAUUAGCUCCUCGGUUGACUCACAAGUCAGUGUAUCCCAGUAGCUUAGAAAGACAAAAUGUCAGUCUUGUCUGCAAUAUUUUUAAUGAGACAACACUUGCAGGCUUAAAAGCUGAAUAUUGUGAAAUUUCAGGAACUGUACACUUUGUUGAAAUCAUUCUCCAUUGGUGGAAUAUUAUUAAUGUUAAGAACUGUACAAAGGGAAUUCACAAACAAAAUGAAUUGUGUCUGCCUUUCACUAGUGCUUCUGAUGACAGGCUUGAAUUUCUUGACAAAUUUUUGGCUUGGUUAGAGAGAUGGAGGGCUUUGGACACUACCAGUUGUCUGACCACAGACACACAUCAGGCACUGUAUCAGAGUACUUCUGUUAUUUCAGAAGUUGUUGAAUAUUCUUUCAGUGGUGUAGGUGUGCACGGGAAAACUACAAACUGAUAAUUUGGAAUCAAGGUUUAGUAGGUAUCGUCAAUUAUCGGGUGGAAACUAUAACGUUCCUGUAACCCAGGUAUUUGAAUCUGAAAAGAAGUUGCGUAUAAUGAGUGUCUUGGGAAUAAAGUCUGCAAAAUAUGGCCCAGUAAAAUUUUCUCCAGAAAUAAUGAAUGACAUAAGCAUCUCAGAUGUAAUGUCUACAGAUGUUGACGUGAAUCCGUUUGUUAGUGUUUUGAACUACAUAGGCAAUGAAACUGUUGAUGUACACCAAUCUGUGCUUCUGUAUGUUUGUGGUUAUGCAGCACACAAAACAACACAAUUGCUCAGUUGUACAACAUGCACUGAUUUUGUUUUAGGCACACAUACCACAGAUAAAUAUUUCGAUAACCUUGUCCGAAGUGGAUUGACUGUGCCAUCAGAUAUUGUUGUGGAACUUGGCACUUUUGUAUAUACAGUUGUGCAGCUUUUAAUAUCUGAAGAGUAUGAAACAAAAUUCCUCACUUGUCAAAAUCAAAAGCAGUUACUACUCAAUCUGGUUGGCCAAAGAGUUAAAUCACAUGUUUCUCUGCAAAUAUUUGUAACAGAUUCAUGUCUCUGUGGAAGGCCACUUACUGAUAUCUACAAAAAGCUGGUUUCCAUUAUUUGUAACAUAUUGUUAAAUAAUUAUACCAAACUCCAAAAUGAUCAUUUAAUAUGUUCCAAGGAGGAGGGAGUUAAUAGAAAAUUAAAAACAUUACAUAACUUUUGACACAAAA
Molecule: messenger RNA, 2854 nt
Organism: Schistocerca piceifrons (Central American locust)
Lineage: Eukaryota; Metazoa; Arthropoda; Insecta; Orthoptera; Acrididae
Exons: 2
Coding region: 89-763 (224 amino acids)
Source: RefSeq, a predicted model, not a curated record